This is a messenger RNA of Osmerus eperlanus (European smelt), 7925 nucleotides long. It is a transcript of the gene tgfbr3, whose product is annotated as transforming growth factor, beta receptor III. The record is from RefSeq and is a predicted model, not a curated record. Gene Ontology annotation, cellular component: cell surface. Gene Ontology annotation, biological process: epithelial to mesenchymal transition; transforming growth factor beta receptor signaling pathway; cell migration. The transcript is spliced from 26 exons. Gene Ontology annotation, molecular function: transforming growth factor beta receptor activity; transforming growth factor beta binding; type II transforming growth factor beta receptor binding. The coding region runs from base 341 to 4447 and encodes 1368 amino acids. Lineage: Eukaryota; Metazoa; Chordata; Actinopteri; Osmeriformes; Osmeridae.
GAGACCACAGAGAAAACGGAGAUAGGUAUUUAAAAGUUUUGAGCAAAGGGAGCGCACUCAUUAUUCAUAAUCCUGCUUUAUUUCGCCAGUACCUUUCUUGUUGUUUUAAUGAACAACUUGUUGUGAAUUCUUCAUUGAAAAAGAAACACGUCUUUUGCGCCUUCGAACGGCAGCAACUUCAACAAAGUUUACAUUGACAUUUCUGGAGAUUCUUUAUGGAGCUCUGAAUCUUCUCCCUCGACGACCGUGUGGUAGAAGAUUGUCCUUGUGAACUCCCGGGGAAAGACCAGCUCGCCCGCCCAACAUUCCCUCGCAGGAGAAGCUGCAGGCCAGUACCACAAUGGCAGGCAGAGCCUUCAAAACCUUGCUACUCCUCGCAAUCUGUUGCUUGGCAUGUGCAGGGCCGCUGUCUCGCAGCCCGUGUGAGGUGCUGCCCGUGGGCGCGAGCCACCCUGUGCAGGCCGCGGCCAAGAGCUUCACCGCCAUGUCGGGCUGUGCCAGCCGCGGCACCACCGGGUUCCCGCAGGAGGUGCACAUCAUCAACCUGAGACGCCAGGGGCCCCAGGCACCGGGGGACCCCCCCACCGAGGUGGAGCUGAAUCUGAAGCCCAUCCAGUCUCUGCUGGUCCACCAGAAGCCCCUCGCCUUCGUGCUGAACUCCCCUCAGCCCGUCGUCUGGGACGUCAAGACGGAGAAACUCGCCCUGGGCGUCAAACACACCUUCCAUGUAUCCCAAGGCUCGGCCGUCCACUUCCUGCCAGGAAACUUUUCCCUCAACUGUGCGGUCCAAAAGGAGAACCUUCCUCAUGGCAACGAGCACCUUCUUACCUGGGCCCGUAAGAAGUACAGAGCGGUGACCUCCUUCUGCGAGCUGAAGAUCGCCCAGGAAGUCUGCAUCAAAGUGGGAGAAGAUCCUGUGUUUCCUGACACCUGCAAGAUUGACAAGAACUUCCUGUCUCUGAACUACCUGGCUGUCUACAUGGAGCCUCAGCCCUCCAAGGGCUGUAUUCUCUCUGGGCCCGACCCAGACAAGGAGGUCCACAUCAUCGAGCUCCAAGCUCCAAACUCCAGCAGUGCCUUCCAGGUGGAUGUGACGGUGGACCUGCGUCCCCUGGAGCCGGACUUGCCGCUGCAUCGCGACAUCGUCCUCCUGCUCAAGUGUGACAGGUCCGUCAACUGGGUGAUCAAGGCCCACAACGUCAUAGGCAAGCUGGACGUGGUGUCUCCAGACACAGUGGGCUUGAGCCACAACACAGACCGACUGAUGGAGGUAUCCAAAACGCCCAAGACCCACCUGCCCUCUGGGUCCCAGGCUCUGAUCAGAUGGGCAGAGGAUCAUGGCUACAGCCCUGUCACCUCCUACACCAGCACCCCUGUGGCAAACCACUUCAACCUCCGGCUUAGAGAGGCUGAUGUGGGGGACCUUUCCGAAGGCUUGUUCCCCCCGGAGCUCUCCAUCCUUCGGGAUGCCAACCUCCACCCAGGACCCGGGUCUGCCGGCCCACGCUCCAGCCUGCCCUUCCCCUUCCCUCCCUCCCUGGACCAGGGCCUGCCCUUCCUGCGGCCCCCCUCCCUGGACGAGCGGCCCUGGCUGGGUGAAGAGCCCGAGGAACAGCAGGGAGUCCUGAGCGUGGGCCUGGCCGUGCAGUGUGAGGAGAGCAGGAUGGUGGUCAGCAUCGCCAAGGAGAGCCUGCAGGCCAAUGGUUUUGGCAACGCCAACCUCACUCUUCAAGACCCGGCUUGUAAAGCCACCGUUAACUCCACCCACUACAUCCUGGAGACUCCCCUGAUUGGCUGCCAGACCACCAUGUACCCAAUCCACCACAGCCCUGUCGUGCUCUACAUAAACUCAGUCAUGAUAAGUCCAAAUGAGCCCAAGGAUGGGAGCGGUGGACCUCCAGAUGAUGAUGAUUUGGAGUCGGGGGAUGUGGUUUAUCCUGGAGACACAGAAGAGACGGACAAAUCUUUCACAGAGCCCCGUGAUCCCCAGCCCUUUAUACUGUUCAACUGCACGUACAGAAACACCCAAGAAACUCAAGAACCAGGACCUUUCCCUAAGAUUGGGAACAAACCCAUUAACGCUGUGGGGUUCAACAUAGAGCUGUACAACGACCACAAGUUCCACGUCCCCGCUCCUCAGGCUUUCUACACCGUCUAUGAAAGUCAAGAAGUGUUUGUGGAGAUCGUAGCCACCAGAACAGAUCCAGACCUGGACUUCAUGAUCCAGUCCUGCUUCAUCUCCCCCGACUCCAACCCCAACAUUGCCUCGAACUACCUCCUCAUCGAGAACAUCUGCCCCACGGACGACAGCGUGAUGUACUAUCCACAAGUCCCUCACUCCCAGGUGGACCGAAAAAGGUUCGGUUUCACCUUCAACUCCAAGUUCAACGAGUCCUUCCUGUUCCUCCACUGUGAGAUGUCCCCCUGCUCCAAGACGCUCAUGAGCAACCACCAGCUACCAGUGUGCUUACAGCUGGAGCAGACCUGCCCGUCGGUCGGCAUGGGCGAGACGUCGGUCAGCAUCGCCGUGAUCCUGGCGAUGACGAGGAACAGCAAGACGUCCUCGAGACCCCUGGUGGUCGUGUCUGACGACCCUCCGGAGCAGCCAGCGCAGAAGGGAGUUCCUCUGAGGGCCCGGGCCCAUGCCUUCCAGGUGGAUGUGACGGUGGACCUGCGUCCCCUGGAGCCGGACUUGCCGCUGCAUCGCGACAUCGUCCUCCUGCUCAAGUGUGACAGGUCCGUCAACUGGGUGAUCAAGGCCCACAACGUCAUAGGCAAGCUGGACGUGGUGUCUCCAGACACAGUGGGCUUGAGCCACAACACAGACCGACUGAUGGAGGUAUCCAAAACGCCCAAGACCCACCUGCCCUCUGGGUCCCAGGCUCUGAUCAGAUGGGCAGAGGAUCAUGGCUACAGCCCUGUCACCUCCUACACCAGCACCCCUGUGGCAAACCACUUCAACCUCCGGCUUAGAGAGGCUGAUGUGGGGGACCUUUCCGAAGGCUUGUUCCCCCCGGAGCUCUCCAUCCUUCGGGAUGCCAACCUCCACCCAGGACCCGGGUCUGCCGGCCCACGCUCCAGCCUGCCCUUCCCCUUCCCUCCCUCCCUGGACCAGGGCCUGCCCUUCCUGCGGCCCCCCUCCCUGGACGAGCGGCCCUGGCUGGGUGAAGAGCCCGAGGAACAGCAGGGAGUCCUGAGCGUGGGCCUGGCCGUGCAGUGUGAGGAGAGCAGGAUGGUGGUCAGCAUCGCCAAGGAGAGCCUGCAGGCCAAUGGUUUUGGCAACGCCAACCUCACUCUUCAAGACCCGGCUUGUAAAGCCACCGUUAACUCCACCCACUACAUCCUGGAGACUCCCCUGAUUGGCUGCCAGACCACCAUGUACCCAAUCCACCACAGCCCUGUCGUGCUCUACAUAAACUCAGUCAUGAUAAGUCCAAAUGAGCCCAAGGAUGGGAGCGGUGGACCUCCAGAUGAUGAUGAUUUGGAGUCGGGGGAUGUGGUUUAUCCUGGAGACACAGAAGAGACGGACAAAUCUUUCCCAGAGCCCCGUGAUCCCCAGCCCUUUAUACUGUUCAACUGCACGUACAGAAACACCCAAGAAACUCAAGAACCAGGACCUUUCCCUAAGAUUGGGAACAAACCCAUUAACGCUGUGGGGUUCAACAUAGAGCUGUACAACGACCACAAGUUCCACGUCCCCGCUCCUCAGGCUUUCUACACCGUCUAUGAAAGUCAAGAAGUGUUUGUGGAGAUCGUAGCCACCAGAACAGAUCCAAACCUGGACUUCAUGAUCCAGUCCUGCUUCAUCUCCCCCGACUCCAACCCCAACAUUGCCUCGAACUACCUCCUCAUCGAGAACAUCUGCCCCACGGACGACAGUGUGAUGUACUAUCCACAAGUCCCUCACUCCCAGGUGGACCGAAAAAGGUUCGGUUUCACCUUCAACUCCAAGUUCAACGAGUCCUUCCUGUUCCUCCACUGUGAGAUGUCCCCCUGCUCCAAGACGCUCAUGAGCAACCACCAGCUACCAGUGUGCUUACAGCUGGAGCAGACCUGCCCGUCGGUCGGCAUGGGCGAGACGUCGGUCAGCAUCGCCGUGAUCCUGGCCAUGACGAGGAACAGCAAGACGUCCUCGAGACCCCUGGUGGUCGUGUCUGACGACCCUCCGGAGCAGCCAGAUGAACCAUCCCCACCAGAAAACCCUCUGGAUCCUCCACGUGAACCCAUGUACGGGCUGGACACUCCGACGGUGGUCGGGAUCGCGUUUUCCGCCUUCGUGAUCGGGGCCUUGCUAACGGGAGCCCUGUGGUUCAUCUACUCUCACACAGGUGAGACAGCUGAGAGGCAGCGGGUCCAGAAGCCUCUUCCCGUCUCGGAGAACAGCAGCGCGGCCCACAGCAUCGGCAGCACACAAAGCACCCCCUGUUCCAGCAGCAGCACGGCGUAACCCAGGGCGACCCAGCGGGACGCGCCCACCCCCCACCGGGGGCACAGGAAGGGCCACACGGGUCAUGGGGACUGGUUUGUUGACUUUGGUUUCCCUGGAUGAAAGGGAUUAUUCUGGGAUGCUUUGUGUUGAGCACAGAAGGAGGAGGAUUUAAAGAAGAGAAAUACAACACGGUUUUCUCGACAUACCAAAAGAAUAUAGUAAUCCCUUUCCGCCAUUGCAAAAGAGACGUUUAGAGUCUCAUGACAUGACUACUGUACUGGUGUGACUGGUCUGUGAGCAGGACCGCACAGAGGCCCAGAAAGGCAAUCAGACAUCAGAUCUAGUGCUAAACUAACCCUUAAAAGUGAUACAGGUAUGUCCAGCCAAUUGUCUCCUGUCCAAAUGCUGCUUUUUAAACUUUCAACCACAACAGAUCAUUUUGUUCUUACCUUAAAUGGUAAAGUGUAGGCUGUAAAUAAGAGCAAGCGUGCAACCAGAAGCAUCCGUAGCGAUGAGGUUCUUUGCACAGACUAAGUCAGUAUUAUCCAGUUGUAGACUGUCGUGAGUACGGCCAGCUUAUCUCAUGCUGUUCAAGUAUAACUAGGUGGGGAUCCAGUCGACCACUCGAUCAGAGAGCGGCGGAGAGACGCUUCUGCUUUUUGUUAUGGAGAGAGAGGCACAACUUGGCAUGUUUGGAAAAUCACUCGCUAUCUGAAGAGACCACAGAACGCAGCACAGAUGUUGAAUGUAUAGAUAGAUGCUCUAGAAUGUAGAAGAAAAUGUGAACUCUGAUGAUGAUGAGGAGGAGGAGGAAGAGGAGGAAGAGGAUGAGCCUGUAAGAAAGAUAGUUAGUCAUAUUAUAAUAUAUAAGAAAGUCAUCCUGUAUUAAUAGCAUGUAAUAGCGACAUCUGUCAGUCUUUAAGGAUGUUUUUUAACACCAGCAGGUGUAUGUUUAGUGGAUAUAUUUGGUUAUAGUGAUAGUGAUGCCAGUUCUGAAGAAUGUCUAAACUUCAAGAUUGGCAGGUGUUAGUGUACAGUACUUUGAUUCACGGGGACAUUAUGACGUCCCUUUAUAUCAUUCCAUAUUAUUCAAAACAGCCAUUGCAAUGGUAUGUAUAUUUUGUAAAUAUUGUAAAAAAAAAAAAAACAGAAAGGGUUUAAAAUCAAGUUUUUUCUUUAUGCUUUUUGUGUUAUGUUUUUUUUGUCCAAUUUUUUUUAUAUUUUAUUCUACAGCCAUUUGCCAGUAGCCACAAUCACAAUCCAGAUUUUCAAUGUGAAUCCACAGUACGGUUUCUGUAAAGCAACAACACUGAACCACAAAUAACUUGUGUCGAACUGCCGUGUUAUGAUUGAGGGCAUUACAAGUCCUGCAAAAAAACAAGUUUCUCAUCUGGGUCCUGAACCACUAGCAAACUUUCAGCUAAUGUAAAUAAUAUAUCAAUACCUUUGAGCCACCAUUUUGAGUUUUUGAUAAAUGGUUCUAACGCUGGUUUGGUUUGGUGGUGGAACUACAGUAAACCUCUUUGUUGUUCUUUCAGUACAGUAAAGUAUAUUUUAAAGCGGGGUCGAUCGGUAGACUUAUGAUCUUACAAGUGUACAGUACAUGUCUCUACUACAUUCCCUUUAUCAUUGCUUGGAUUUUUUUGAUGUUGAUGUCCUUGUUUUAAGAAGAAAUUGAAAGUGUCGAGUGAGACAAGUGGCUUCUACAUUGUAAAAUCUUAAAAGUUACGUUUACGCAAAUGGUCUGUUGAAUUUAAUUGCCUAGAGCCUUUCAAUUUCAGGCAAUUUCAACAAACCAUUUUGAGUCAACCUAACUUUCAGGUUUUACGUUGUACAUUGAAAGUGAGAAGUUUUGUGUGGUCUAAACAUGACGUUCGUCCCUUAAUUGAUAUAAAGCCAGAUUAUCCCCACCGUCAAAUUAAUGAAUGUUCCUUUUUGUGCCUUAACAGACAUGAAUCAAUCACCUACAUGUUUAGACUUAUAUGGAUAGGUUUACAUGAGCGUGUUCAAAAAGGUUUAAAUGUACAUGUUUGGGUACUGUAGGUAUCAAUGUUUAUGUUAAAUCUAAAUGUUAAGAUAUCCUUGAAUUUUAAAGUUUGUUUUAUGAAAGGAAGAAAGGGAUUGGUUUUAAUGAAUUCAAGGAAUAGGUGUUUCAAAUGAAAAUUACAUCUAGUACAGUAGACAAACUUUAUUCAGAAACUUGUGUAAAUACUGGCUGCAAAACAGAAUGUAUGUUAUCUCAAAGCUUUUAUAUUAAUGUGUUUGUUUUAUGUAAACAUGUAUACAAUAGAUGUCUCCAAAAGUGAAAAACAGAGUAUAAAUAUAUUAUUUGUCUAUAAAAUUAUAUUUCGAAUAUAUUUACCGAGAGUCAAGCUUUAGUCUCCCAGUACUGUGAAUUUUUUAUGCGCUACUUUUUAUUUUUCAUAAAUGUACAUAUAACCUUUUGUUUAGAAAUAAAUAUGAGCAAUUACCUUUAUAUGUAAAGUUUUGAUUCUGACAUCUCCCAAGCCCAACAAUUACCCUAAAUUAGAAGAUUAUAUUAAAGAAAAUCGAAAGUAAUAUAUCUUUAAUAUGUAACGAUAAUGUGAUAGAUUCCAAUAAGAAAUUAGCAUAUACGAUGGUGUUACUUCAGUGUGAUACUGAUUAAGUAACAACCAUUUAAAAGUGAUUACAAGUCAAAUUGUAUUCCUUCUUCAUGGUCUCAUUUAGCAUAUUACUUGUGGUUGUUACAGUACAUGUUUUCUAAGGGAUUGUUUAAAAUGCCUUUUAUGUGGGAGUAAAAGUUACCGAUCAUCAGUGGUCAUUUGUGAAUUCAAUUCUUUAUUUAUUUUUUUCUACAUUCCUAUGGGUUAAUAGUUUCGCUUAUAGGUUAUUUCACGUUCAUCCAUAACUUUGCCUCCUCUGUGAGGCUCCAUUUGAGUGUUUGAAAUAGUGAUCUACCUUCAAACACAAGCCUCACUUCACACACUAGUCGCCCAACAGCUGAGGACAUGUUGGAGAAAAAACAGCUUUAUUGGGAUCAGAAAUCCAUACUGUAGACCUCCUCAAUGAGACCCUUAAAAAUAGAUUGUAUUUCUUUGGUUUAUUUUCUGAACUUUUGUCUACCUCACUGUUGUCUGUAAACGUAUGUGUGUGUGUGUUUGUGUUCUGUAUGUUUGUGUGAAUAGUAUACUAAUGUGAAUGUGUGUUUGUGUGUACAGUAUGUAUGAGUUCUUUUGAAAAGAGAGUGGUGGAGAGAGGUGGAGUCUCAUGGAGAGUUGAUUAGGCAAGGCUCUGAGGGCUCUAAAGCUACGUGUCUAUGCUUUUGUUAUGCUACCUUUUGUAUCUAGAUUGAGCAAUCAUGAAACAACCAAAAAUGUAAUUUACCUUAUCUCAGUACACUUCAAUCAGUCGGUUUUGCAAACGAUGUCAACUUUUUCUAAAAGAUUUGCUGUAAAUACGAUGCAUGAUAUUUGUAUACUUUUAUGCUCAAUAAAUUGUUAUAGCUCAACAUUCA